Diabrotica virgifera virgifera (western corn rootworm) is the source of this 10242-nucleotide messenger RNA. RefSeq lists its product as uncharacterized. Gene Ontology annotation, biological process: response to oxidative stress. The transcript is spliced from 15 exons. NCBI's taxonomy places the organism in Eukaryota, Metazoa, Arthropoda, Insecta, Coleoptera, Chrysomelidae. Gene Ontology annotation, molecular function: peroxidase activity; heme binding. Bases 148 to 4299 code for a protein of 1383 amino acids. The record is from RefSeq and is a predicted model, not a curated record.
AGAAUAGUUGCAACGGUCGCUGACGAAGAUUCACCAGGUGGAUUAGAUCUCCGCGGAUGCGUGCGUGCACUACUAAGAAUAACGAUUUAUGCAUGUGGGUAUGUUCUAUGUUGUGCGGAAAGUGCGAAUUAAUUUGAAUUUGUCACAAUGGAAUAUAUUUUUAAGUUAAAAAUUUUGCCUUUUCUUGUCGUCACACCGUUCCUAGUAAUCGGAAAUACUCAAAAUACUGACUCCAAUAUAACUAAAUACACAGAAUUCCUACCAAAUGAUAUUCAAAAAGCUGUUCAGACUGCGCUGUUACUGGAAAAAGCCAAAUCUGCAAAUAGCUGUAAAGAAAAAGAAAAAAUCACAUGCCCUGCCAUGAAGUUCCGAGAACCUUCAGGAAGAUGUAACAACGUCAGACACCCUACGUGGGGCACUAGGGGACAGAAGUUGUUAAGAUUGCUGCCACCUGAUUAUGCCGAUGGCAAGUUACUGCCUAAGAAGUCAUCAAAAAAUUCCGAUCUCCCCAGCCCAGUCAACAUUGCAGCUAUGAUUCAAAAAGAGACGAUCAGCAAGCAUGAUUCAGUCACUGCUCUAUUGGGAGCUUGGAGUGAGCUCCUUCUUCACGACCUUGCCAGUACGGGCAAUGUAAGAAGUCAAUAUUGCUGUGGUAAUAAUAGUCAAGUACAUCAAGAAUGCUACGGGAAUAUAGGUGAAAAAAAUUGUAAAGAAUAUAUGAGGACGUUACCAGCUAUUGACGAUGACAACUGUACUUUUGCGUACAGAGACCAAAUGAAUCUAGCUACCUCCUUUCUCGAUGGUUCGGCAAUCUAUGGAAACACUUUGGAAGACAUCAGUAGACUUCGGACCUACAAAGCUGGUCAUGUAAAUAUUUCUACGUGUUCAUCUUGUUUACUCAAUCCUUUGUAUACUGUGUUUAUGAAAGAACAUAACAGAAUCGGGACAGAGCUAAGUAAAAUAAAUCCAGAAUGGUCAGAUGAUACACUUUUUUUGGAAAGCAGAAGAAUAGUCACCGCCGAGUUACAGCAUAUUACUUAUAAUGAGUUUUUGCCGUUAGUUCUAGGAGAGGAAACUAUGGUACAUUCCCAACUAGAGCUGAAAGUCCAUGGAAGAUUCUCCAAUUACUCAAGUAGUAAAAGGAUUGGUGUAUUCAAUGAAGUAGCAAUUGCUGCACUACCUGCAUUACUUUCUUUGGUACCUCAAACUUUGGCCAAAGUGACUCCUGGAUCAUUUGAACAGAUGAUCGAUGCUCUAGUAUCUGCUUCAUCACAAACAUUAAGUGGUCAUAUAUCUGUCCAUGUGCGACCAGACUGGAACACUUUCUUGCUAUUUUUACAUAUGGGCAGAGACCAUGGCAUCGCUUCCUAUGCAAAGUAUCUAACAUUGUGCAACAACUCAGUGUUUAAAAGUUUAAAGACCUUCAAUGAUCUCGGAAAACUGAGUAUAACAGCAUCAGAUGUGAAGAUACUGAAGGAGUUGUAUGAUGGUGUUGAGGAUAUAGAUCUCAUUGUAGGUGCUGUUUUAGAAGAACCAUUACCAGGUGCUAUAGUAGGUCCAACAAUAAACUGUCUUUUGAAGCACCAAUUCCAGCUCCUGAAAGAAUCCGACAGAUUUUGGUAUGAAAACGAUCUGCCUCCAAGUUCCUUUACAGUAAAGCAGCUAAACGAAAUCAAGAGAACAACAUUAUCCGGACUGAUAUGCGCCAAUACGAAGAAUCUAAAAAAGUUGCAACCGAAAGCGUUCCUACAAGAAGAUUUGUUUUUAAAUUCUAAAAUCAACUGCGAUCAAUAUCAACUGCCUGCAUUGUUGGAAUGGAAAGAAGAAGAACAGAUACCCGAUCUCACGGACGAGUUGUUAAAAGAAGCCCUAAGUAAAGCUCAACAAAACUUGUUGGAGAGGAGGAAGAAGGAAUAUGAAGUUUGGGCACAAGGUGGUGGUGUAAAUCCAAAAUCUCCUCAAGGUACAGCUGUAGCUUUCAGCCAAGCUAACAAAGAAGCACUAAAACUAGCUAAUACUUCUCUCCUGUUCGAAUUAGCUUCGAAUGAAAUAGUCAAUGGUCUAAUGCAUAGAAGAAAAAGACGACACCUGAUUAUUGAAUCUGAAAUACCUAUACUACGUAACGAGGUUACUGAGAGUUUGCAAAAUAUCGAUUUCAGCAACUUACCACAAUUUGGUCAAAAUGUACACGAUGAUUCUGAAUGUGAUGAAAUUGGUCCAUGUGAUCCUCAAUAUCCGUUUAGAACUUACACCGGCCACUGCAAUAACUUGAGAAAUCCUGGAUAUGGCAAGGCUUUGACAACAUUUAUUAGGCUUUUACCCAGUCAAUAUGAAGAUGGAAUAUCAAAAGCAAGAGUUACCGGUGUAACAGGAUUCGCCCUUCCUAACCCAAGAAUCGUAUCAAGAGUGAUCCAUCCAGAUAUAAGUAACCUUCACUCGAGGUAUACUCUGAUGACGAUGCAGUAUGCUCAGCUGGUAGAUCACGACCUUACGUUGACUCCCAUCCAUAAAGGUUUUGAAGAAUCUAUCCCGGAUUGUCGGUCUUGCAACAGUCGUUUCACCGUACAUCCGGAAUGCGAUCCAUUGCCUAUUCCAGCUGGUGAUGAUUAUUAUCCAGAGUUUAACAUUACAACGGGAGAGAGGAUGUGUCUACACUCAAUGAGGUCGUUGCCUGGACAACAACAUUUUGGACCAAGAGAACAAAUCAAUAUGAACAGUGCUUUUCUGGACGGAUCUAUGAUUUAUGGAGAGAACCCUUGUAAGGCUGGAAUGUUAAGAACAAAUGGUGGUCUCAUGAAUUAUACAAUCCAUCCUAUAAGAGGAAAAGAUUUGUUACCACAGACUCAUAAGCAUCCUGAAUGUAAAUCCCGAUCUGGAUUGUGUUUUAUUGCAGGCGAUCCAAGAGCUUCAGAACAACCCGCACUAACAGCAUUACAUACAGUCUUCAUGCGAGAACACAAUCGAAUAUCAGAUUUCAUCAGGAAGAUUAACCCACAUUGGGACGAGGAGAAAAUUUUCGAGAACGUCAGAAAAAUAGUCAUAGCAUUGUUCCAGCAGAUAACCUACAAUGAAUUCUUGCCGAGGAUUUUAGGUUGGAAUGCUAUGAAUGUGUAUGACUUGAAGCUAUCUCCAAACGGAUAUUUCAAAAGUUAUAAUCCUACCUGUAAUCCAACUAUUGUCAAUGAGUUUGCUGCUGCAGCAUUCAGAAUUGGACAUUCUUUAUUGAGACCUCACAUACCAAGAGUUAGCCCUACAUACGAAGUCGUCAAUCCACCAAUUCUACUAAGAGAUGGUUUCUUUAAGAUGGAUAUGAUGAUGAGGGAAAAUAUGGUAGACGAAAUAACUAGAGGACUUAUCUCGACUCCAAUUGAAACAUUGGAUCAGUUUAUAACAGGUGAAGUAACCAACCAUUUAUUUGAAGAUAGGAGAAUACCAUUUUCAGGCAUUGAUCUAAUUGCAAGGAACCUUCAAAGGGCCAGAGAUCACGGUAUUCCAUCCUACAAUAACUACAGAGCAUUUUGCAAUCUAAAGAGGGCUUACAGUUUCGAUGAUCUCUCUAGAGAAAUGACACCGGACAGUAUUGCUAGACUUAAAAGUAUUUAUGCUCACGUAGAUGAUAUAGAUCUCUUUCCAGGGGGAAUGAGUGAGAUUUCUUUAAGGGGAGCAAUGGUUGGACCUACCUUUGGAUGUAUCAUCGGUAUACAGUUCCGACAAUUGAAGAAGUGUGAUAGAUUUUGGUUUGAAAAUGAAGAUCCGGUGGUGAGAUUUACAGAGCACCAGUUAGCAGAAAUCCGUAAAAUAACUUUAGCCAAAAUCCUUUGCGACAACAUGGAUGUAGAAGGUUACAUUCAAAGAUACGCCUUCGACCUUCCAUCGAAUUUCUUGAAUCCCCGAGUGCCGUGUCAUUCUUUGCCUUCCAUCAAUCUCCGCACUUGGAAGGAGUACAGUAACGAUCAAGGAUGUCUAAUAGGAACGAAAUAUGUACGCGUAGGAGACACCAGUUUUGUUAGUCCCUGUACCAGCUGCAUUUGUACCGUCCAAGGUGCAAAUUGUGCUUCUCUCAAAGUAACGGACUGUCACAGACUGCUUAGAUUCUGGUCAAGGGAAGCUGUUCUAAAGGAUGAAGUGUGCACUGCGCAAUGCGGAUUUUUACUUAGAGAAUCAAGCCCUUCGUCAUUCCGAAGGUUCAACUUACAUACGCCAAACAUCGCAAAGGACCAUCUUUCGUUUAUCAUUGCACAAAAUUUUGAUCAGUCAAAAGAUUUUGUAAAUGAAUUUUCACAUUUGUUGAAAAAGUAAGACAAACUAUAUUAUUAUGUCGAUGAGUUCAAAUUCGUUUGUCAAAUCUAACAGAAUUGAUUUUGUGUUACAGAAUUACAUCGGUUCCUUUUAAUGAAUAUUUAGUCCAGUGUAGAAAAAAAAACGAGAAAAAAUCAAUACAAGUACCUAUUUGAAGGUGCUAAAUCGUAGGGAGAUAUAGUUAAUUAAAAAUACAUACAGAGUUACUCGUAAACCAACCCCAUUUUUUAUAAACAAAGGCCAAAGUCCGAAAAUAUUGUUUUUUGCCUGUAGCAUUUUUUGAAGUUAUACUUCUUUACGGGCGAUAUGAGGGUGAAUUUUUAUAUGUUAAAGCCUACGAUCCGGGCGCAUGCGCAUUAUAACUUUGUUUUGAUUGGAUGUUCAAAUAACAUGUCAAAAAUUAUCCAAUAUGGCAGCUGUAGCACAGCUGUGGUGUGGACGGUUGACGGUUUGGUUAUGUAUGGUUGUUGCGUUUUAAAAUUUGUGGGAAGAGAAAGAACAAACAAAGGUUAGUUAAUAGUUAUACUGCCUUUUUGAAGUUAUACUUCUUUAGGCGCGAUUUCAUUGAGGGUGAAAUUUUAGUAAUCUGCGCACACAGUCAGUAUGGAGUUCGUUACUAAAUGUUUUAAUUUAUGUAUUUAUCAGUCCAGAAAAGAUGUGGAAAGAAUAUAUUAGUGUUUUUAAAUAUAUUUUUCUACAAACGUGUUAAAAAUGCAAUUUAUAGCACUCCAUAGGAGCGUUAAAAAUGCUACUUUAAAGCACCGGUGCUUUAAAAAUUUUAAGGCACUGGCACUGCAUUUAAAAGUGAAUUGUCAAAUUGUGAAACGUCAAAAUAUUUAUAUUUCAUUUAGUAACAUUAAUAGAUAUUAGUAAUACCUAUUUACGAAAAUUUCUUCUAAAAUUUAGGAAUAUAUUAGUUUUAUAAUACAUUUAAGUAUGUAGUAAUUUUCUUUACAAUUUUUACUUACCAAUUUGUUUUGUUUAUAUCUAAUAUCGCCGUUGUCUAGCAAUUGUCUGCGUAGAUUAGCGGUAUGUGUAUUUAGCUACGGACAUGUUAGUACUUAGUUCGAUUCCCACAUAAGGAAUUUUUUUUUGUUUAUUAUUAAUGGUUAUUAACAUCUUAGACUAUUAUUAUAUGGACUUAUGAAUGAUUAAAAAUAAUUAAAAAUAAUUAAAAUAAUUAAUCGGGAUAUUGCCCAACUAUUUACCGGGUUGCAAAUUUAUAAUAAUUGCCUAUUUCAAAAUGCACUUUUGAAAUGAAUUUUUCUUAUGCACAAAUGCAAUUUCAGAUUUCUUAUUCAUUACAAUAGUUCACAAAAUUUCCUGACAUUCUCACGAAUCCAACGCACCAAACUGCAUUAAAAUCCGUCUUACUGCGCCAAAAAUCGAGAGUAAGGCCUUUUUUGUGCUUCAAUGCCUCGACUAAUUCGGCCAGAGAUCGAGAGGUCGUGAGUUCGAAUCCAGUGCAAUCCUAUACUUUUUUUUAUUUUUUUGAAAGCGGUAAGCACAAAAUUAGUUUGGUGUUUAACAAAAAAUUAAAACAAACUGUUUAAAGUAUAUUUAUUUUUAAGAAAUCAUAUAAUAGAAGUAUAACUUCUUACGUGCGUACAAAGUACACACACAUUCUUUUUUUAUCAUAUUUACAGCAAAACUUGUAUUAUAAAAGUUGUGUAUCAUGAAAAUAAGAUUGAUUUUAAUUUUUAAAAUAAAAUCCAUAAGUAAUUAACCGAGAUAAUUGCAAAAAAACAAGUUUUUUGCACUAUUUUGUAAAUGUUAAUAACUUUUACCAAAUAGGCCGUAAGGAACUUAUAACACCUUAAUAAUGAGGUCAUUAUGUGCCUUUUAUAGUGUGCAAAAUUUCAAGAAGAUCGGUUUGUUAGUUUACAAAUUACGUUAAAUACAUAUUCCAGACAUUUGUUGUUGUAACAGAGUUUUGUUUAAACAAUUAUUGUUGAAAAGUGCAAUGGGUUCUUAAAUACUCAGAGUACUAAGAAAGUUGAAAAACAAUAUAUUUAUUAUUUAAGUAUUGUUAAACUAGUCGUUUAUUAAAUAUAAUGAGUUUUUUCCGUAUAAACAAUUAGAACAAAAGUCAACGUUUGGUCAAUGGUUUACAUUGUUAUUUUCAUGAUGAACAAUAAUUAUUUAUAAUUAUUAUAAUUAGUUGUAACAAAAAGCUGGUAAAAACACACAUUUUGAAAAAAAUCUUUCUACGACCAAUAAUAGCCAAGUUAUAAUACUUUUUUAUUGAAAAAUCACAAUUUUGCGAAAAUAAGUUAUUCUUUAUAAAAGUUCUGCAUGGUCUAACGCCUAAGAUUCAACCAUCAGAUAUAAAAUUUUAUCAAUAAUAUACGAGGUAUGUCAAAAAAUAUGAAUUUCGCUCAAGAGUAAAGUACCUUUAUUUUUCGAAGUAUUGAAAAUUCUUAUUAUAAAAAGUUGUUUGGAAGUAAAAACUAUGUUUACCUCUGUAUGUAAUUUUAACAAACUAUAUCCCCCUAGGACUUAACACCUUCAAAUACAUGUAUUGAUAUUUAUCCUGAAGUCGCUCAUUUUUUUUUUCUACACCGGUGAAAUUGACAAAUAACGGGGAACUAAUGGCAUGAUUAAAUUUAGUUUAAAAAGUGUUUGUAUAUAUUUAUAUAAGUAUAUAUCUAUUAAUAAUUGUAUAUGUAUCUAUUAAUAAUUGUAAAAUACUCAAAGCUGUGAUGAUUUUUACUAAAAAAAACUAGAGCGUUGCACUUGCUAAGUGCCGACAAAAGUGAAUAUUUCUUAUAGAUUCGAUUAUAUUCGGUUCGAUGUAAUUCAUUUUCAUUCGAUUAGAUUUAAUUUUAUUUAAUAUAUAGUAUGCCUAUAAUUUAAUAUAUACAGAGAGGGGCAAAUUAUAAAUUAAAUUUAUUUUCUCUAAAACGGACGCUUUUGGAGAAAAAUCCCGUAAUCAGGUCCAUUUUAUAUUUAAAUUAAAAGUUUUUGGUAUACAGGGUGUAACAAAAAUACAGGUCAUAAAUUUAAUCACAUAUUCUUGGACCAAAAAUAGUUAGAUUUAACCUAACUUACCUUAGUACAAAUAUGUACAUAAAAAAGGUACAGCUCUUUGAAGUUACAAAAUGAAAAUCGAUUUUUUCCAAUAUAUCGAAAACUAUUAGGGAUUUCUUAUUAAAAAUGGACAUGUGGCAUUCUUAUGGCAGUAGUAUCUUAAGAAAAAAUUAUAGUGAAAUGUGGACACCCCUUAAAAAUUUUAUGGGGGUUUUGUUCCUUUAAACCCCCCCCCCCAACUUUUGUGUACGUUCCAAUUUAAUUAUUAUUGUAGUAAAAUUAGUUAAACACAAUGUUUCAAAAACUUUUUUGCUUCUUAGCACUUUUUCGAAGUCAGUUUUUAUCGAGAUAUUUUGAAUAUUUGUUAGAUCCACCACAUAUUUAUGUAUAUGGUUAAGUACGAUUAUGGGACUUGGUAAUAAUAUGAAAAUUUAUUAUUUAUGAUUUACAUUUUUAGGUAUAUCUUGAACCAUAGUAAAAAGAAGCCACAUCUCGAUAAAAGGUGGCUUAUCGAAAAAUUACAAAGAGGCAAAAAAGUUUUAAAAACACUGUGUUUAACUAUGUAAUGAUACAUCGAUACGCCGAGCGCGCAUCAACUCUUGGAACCGAGCGAUUCUCUCAAAUCGCGCAGAUGCCCCCACUAAGUUCCACCUCUCCGAACCAACACCAGCAGAAGGAUAUUUAAGAGCACCGCAAGCGACGAUCCGACAGUCCUGAACGACCGUUCUGGGCUCCAUAACCAGCCAAGCUAAGUGAGCGAGGCAGGCCGACCUGAGUCGCGACGUGCACCGUAUUGACGUGAUUCGUAAACUUAGGCAGGCCAACUCGAGACGCAAGGUGUACCGAAGUGAGACGCCUAUCCGGAGGAGGACUUCGCUGGGACAAAAUAAAAAAUUGAAUUAUUAUUUUGACUUAUUUUGUACAUACUUUAGAAUUAAUAGAUUUGCUUUAUUUUCAACCUGUGUGUUACUGAGUCUGUCGUCCUAAAAGAAAUACCACGUUACAACUAAUGGUACCACAGUAAUAGUUUAAUUGGAACGUACAGAAACAUUUGGGGAAUUUAACGACACAAAUCCCCCAUAAUUUUUUUAUGUUAACAUAUUAUUAAAAAAGAAGCCGCAUCUCGAUAAAAACUGCUUUAUCUAAAAAAUACUAGAGAUAAGAAGUUUUGAAAAUAUUAAAUUUAACUAAUGGUAAUAAUAAUUUAAUUGGCAAGUAUACACAAAAGUUUGGGGUGGUUUAUGGGAACAAAACCCCAUAAAAUUUUUAGGGGGUGCACAAAUUUCACUAUAAUUUUUCUCCAAGAUUUUCCUGCAAUAAGAAUGCCACAUGACCAUUUUCGAUAAAAAAUCUCUAAUAGUUUUCGAUAUAUUCCAGAAAAUAGAUUUUCAUUUUGUAACUUCAAAGGGCUGUAACUUUUUUUAGGUGCAUAUUUUUACUAAGGUAAAUUAGGUUCUUUCGAACUAUUUUUGGUCCCACAAUAUGUACUUUAAUUUAUGACCUGUAUUUUUGUUACACCCUGUAUAUUUCACACUAGUCACGUCAUCCAUCUGGGCGUGAUUAAGUAAUAAAAACAUUAACAUCAGUAUUUAUAGAGGGUGACCAAAAAAUAAUUUUUGAAUUAAAUUAAUUGGCGCAAAAAGAAGAAUGUAUGUAAUUUAUUUAACUCAAAAUACAUUCUAGUUCUGUCAGAAAAUAGAUGUUUAUUUGGUAAAUAAACAUAACUUUUCGCUUAAAUUAAAAAUGUUCAAACUGCCAAAUGUUUAAAGUGGAAGGCGGGAGGCUGUUUGAAAUUUAAUUUAAGCGAAAAUAAAUUUGUGUUUGUGAAAUAAACAUUUUUUUUUUCUAUAUUUGGACAGCAGUACAAUGUAUUUCGAAUAAAAUAAAUUACAUACAUUCUUUUUUUUCGCUAAUUAAUUUAAUCCAAAAAUUUUUUUGGUCACCCAGUAUAAAUAAUAAUGUUAAUGUUGAAUGGGUUGCAUAUGUGAGUUAAUUUUAAAUGAAGUAAAGAAACACAGAAGUACAUACUCACAAUAAUUUAAUUUACUUCGACGAUCGGUUUCGAUCUGUCAGUUACUCUUGCGUGGAAUCGAUUUUCGACUUAUUUCGUUUGCUUAAGCCGGGUCCAGACACGUGUAACGUGUAAUGUAAGAUUACGUGUAAUUUAGCAUCAACAGUGUGGACGUCGCACGAACGUUCACACGAAUCCUUUAGCGAAUCUUGGUUUCCACUCAAGUUCUACGAACAGACGAAUAAGGGAGGUCGUGACAGCAGUUAGUUUUUUUAUACUGCUUUUAUUUGUAUAUACAUAUAUUUACUAACUGAAGACAACAUUUUUGGGAUCCCAAAUACCGGGGUUUUGUUGGUAUAAGCAGGUAGAUUCGUCAAGCGAUUGCACGCCAUACGUCCAAACGGUAAAACUUUCACUAACGCCGUCCAAACGAGAGCUGCGAGCGCCUUUUUGUUCACGGAAAAAACCGACUCCCGAUGGGUCCCGGCGAGCUCCAGCGCGAAUGGUACAUGUAAUGCUCGUAGUGCCGUCCAAACGCAGAAUUCGCGUUUCAUUACACGUUACGUUACACAUUACAUUACACGUGUCUGGACCCGGCUUUAAAUGAUGAUGCACGGGUAAAGGACCCUGGACUCAACUCAAGUGUAUAGAAGUUUAAGAUACGUACCUAUACCGCGACGGGUAACCGCAAGCUAACCUCUCGCUUCACGAUGAGGCUUUCGCGUCACAAUUGCGUCACUAUUUUGGAUAACGCUCAAUACGAUUUUACACCUGCCAAAAUUCCAUACCGAACGCUAAGAAGUAUUCACUUCAAAAGUGGACCAAUUGUACUAUUGUCGUUGUGCCAAAUUAAACUUAAUUAAGUAAUACAAUGUAAAUAGAUAUUUUGUACCUUUUCUAAA